GGAAGCGCCAUCCGGACCCGCCCCCUGCCCGCCGGAGCCGGAAGUUGCGACCCCGGCCCGUACGUCGCCCCCCGCGGGCCGCGCCGCACCAUGCUCCGUGGUCCCCAGUGCCUCCUCAAGGUCUCCGUGGCACCGGUCGCGGCCCUGGCUGUGGCGCUGCUCUCGUCGCUCUCGCGCUGCUCCCUCCUGGAGCCGGACGACCCCGCGGUUUCGGCGCUCAGCCCCUACUUCGGCACCAAGACCCGCUACGAGGAUGCCAACCCCGGGCUGCUGCCGGACCCCGAGGCGCCGCGGCGGGACCCCGAGCUGCUGGAGGACGCCUGCACGCCAGUGCAGCUGGUCGCCCUCAUCCGCCACGGCACCCGCUACCCCACGGCCAAACAGAUCCGCAAACUGCGGCAGCUGCACGGCCUGCUGCAGGCCCGCCAGUCCGGCGACGGCCGCGCUAGCCCCGCCGGCGGCCGCGACCUGGGCGCCUCGCUGGCCGACUGGCCACUGUGGUACGCCGACUGGAUGGACGGGCAGCUGGUGGAGAAGGGGCGUCAGGACAUGCGACAGCUGGCGCUGCGCCUGGCCUCCCUCUUCCCGGCACUGUUCAGCCUCGAGAACUACGGCCGCCUGCAACUGGUCACCAGCUCCAAACACCGCUGUGUGGACAGCGGCGCCGCCUUCCUGCAGGGGCUGUGGGAGCACUACCACCCCGGCUUGCCGCCCCCCGACGUCGCAGAUAUGGAGUGUGGACCUCCAAGGAUUAAUGAUAAACUAAUGAGGUUCUUUGAUCAUUGUGAGAAGUUUUUAACUGAAGUGGAAAAGAAUACUACAGCUCUUUAUCAUGUGGAAGCCUUCAAAACUGGGCCAGAAAUGCAGACCAUUUUAAAAAAGGUCGCAGCUACUCUGCAAGUGCCAGUCAACAAUUUAAAUGCAGAUUUAAUUCAGGUAGCUUUUUUUACCUGUUCAUUUGACCUGGCAAUUAAAGGUGUUAAAUCUCCUUGGUGUGAUGUUUUUGACAUAGAUGAUGCAAAGGUACUAGAAUAUUUAAAUGAUCUGAAGCAAUAUUGGAAAAGAGGAUAUGGGUACACUAUUAAUAGUCGGUCCAGCUGCACCCUUUUUCAGGAUAUCUUCCAGCACUUAGACAAGGCAAUUGAACAGAAACAAAGGUCUCAGCCAGUUUCCUCCCCAGUCGUCCUGCAGUUUGGUCACGCAGAGACCCUUCUUCCACUGCUCUCCCUCAUGGGCUACUUCAAAGAUAAGGAGCCCCUGACAGCUUACAAUUACAAGGAACAAAUGCAUCGCAAGUUCCGAAGUGGCCACAUCGUGCCCUAUGCCUCAAACCUCAUAUUUGUGCUUUACCACUGUAAAAACGCUACGACUCCCAAAGAAGAGUUCCGAGUGCAGAUGCUGUUGAAUGAAAAGGUGUUGCCAUUGGCUCACUCCCAGGAGACUGCUUCCCUGUAUGAGGAUCUGAAGAACCACUACAGGGACCUUCUCCAGAGCUGUCGCACCAGUGACGAGUGUGAAUUACCAAAGGUGAACAACACGUCUGAUGAGCUAUGAGUAACCGAAUAAGAUUUUCCACCCGUCAGGGGUGAUCCCAUGCUUGCACAAGCCGGGCAGGCUGCAUUCCCAGGAAGCUUUCCCAGUACGUGCGUCUUUCUGUCUCUUCACAGAAAGAUGUCGAGUUUCCUUUUGAAUCUGGAUGGAGAUGUGUGAGCACGGCUCCUCACUGGGGCAGCUCUCUCAAGGGGAAAAGUCUGUUGGAAGAAGUAGUUGGCCCUAUAGCUGUUUACGGAAAUUAGAGUCUUCCUAUUUAUAGACAAGCUCUCACACUGACAUAGAACAUGAUUUCAGAAGGAUCCUGGAAAGUGCUGGAAUCACAACGUCUGUGCUGUGUAUGAUCCAUAACUUGACUGAACGAAGCAUAGGAACCUCACAGUUGUGUCACCCUUGGCUUUCCCACUGGUGGCACAGCUCUGCUGUCAUCUGUCUGCGGCAGAAAUCUCGUGGAGCCCCUAGAGCAUCACUCCGGAAGAAAGCUAACCUCUCUACUUAAGGAUUUGAAAUAAUACUAAGAAACAGAGUGUGAUUUUCAAUGGACACCUUCACUGAAGGAAGACAGAGUAUAAUAAAAUAGACAUUUUAUAAAGUAUCUGAACACCUUUUCAGUAAUUCCUCUUGACCUAUCCUAGUGAGUCUUGCGAGGCCAUUCUUUAAUUACUCCCUUAGCUGCUCUGCCUUUAUAAUGGUGAAGGGAUGAUAGGGACCAUUAGCAGCCAGUAAGACAGAAAGAAAGUUUCAGAAAUCAAAGUUUUUUAAUUGGUUGCUUCACAGGGUUUUUUUCAUUCUGUCACUUUGCUUCUUUUUAUAUUUUGCUACUGUGUGAAAUGUAUCUUUUAGUUAUUUACUGCUUUUCCAUUCUCCCCCUUCCCCCAACCCCCAAUAAGGACUUCAUCCUGGCUGGCUUGGUUUCAUGGAUCUGAACCCAUUUGUCAAAAGAUAUUUCUGGCUUUGUCAGAUGCCAUGAAAGUGUUUGCUAUAAUAAUAAACAGAAUUCUUGUGACUUUA
This is a messenger RNA of Hyaena hyaena (striped hyena), 2562 nucleotides long. RefSeq names its product multiple inositol-polyphosphate phosphatase 1 (gene MINPP1). NCBI's taxonomy places the organism in Eukaryota, Metazoa, Chordata, Mammalia, Carnivora, Hyaenidae. Bases 91 to 1554 code for a protein of 487 amino acids. Gene Ontology annotation, molecular function: acid phosphatase activity; inositol phosphate phosphatase activity. The record is from RefSeq and is a predicted model, not a curated record. The transcript is spliced from 5 exons.